UUUAAUUUUCCAUGUUUAUGAGUGGGUUAUGACUUUGGUCAGAUAAACGAUGAGAAAGAGUGUUAUAUUCCGGGAGGAAUAUCGCAAGCUGAUGACGUCUAUUCGUGAUACAUGGUCUUAACGUGACUUGCACCGUGUCUAAAAAGAAGGAAAGCAGUCUGAUUCAUGAAUAAAAAUCCGAGUGCAAGUGUACAACAAACAAUAGUUCAAAAAAAAGAUAAGAUGUAGACAAAUGUUUACAAAGCCAUCUGUUGCUAUGUGUAUUUCAAACAUUGUUUGCAAAGAUUUCUGAUAAUUGCAUAUAUAUAAUAGCACGGAACGGUGGCAAGUUGAACGGCAUCAGCAUCUCAGCGUCGCCUCAGUCAGUUGCCGUGAGGAAGAUUUUAUCAGAAUCAGGAGUAAACCCGGACCACACCGCGUGCAAGACUCAACCAAACUGCAAUAGAUUAAGAAUGCCCAACAAAGCGACGAUAGCAUUCAUGGUUGUGUAUGGGAUCAUAAUGCAUUGCAAUGUCUACUGUUCACCUACCGGGAUGGAUUACCCAGGAUUUAGGGACGAAGAUGAGGCGUAUGAUGAAAAGGGAAACUCGCUACCUGAUUUGACUUACGAAACUGAUCGAAAUGGUAUCCGAAUUCCUUCAUCGAUGAUUAGCGACAUGAACACGUUAUACUAUCUGCCGGAGAAAAGAACGGAGAGAAACUCUGAUGCACAAUAUCAUCGAGGCGCAAUCAACGGAUUGAAAGAUGGUCAAAUGCAUAGCUUCUUUAGAUCGCUCAUUCCAACAAAGCGCGAUGGUGCCGGCGACGUUGAGAAGGACUCGGAACCCCUGUCAAAGCGACAUUCCGAUGGCAUCUUUACCGACAGCUACAGCCGUUACAGGAAACAGAUGGCUGUCAAGAAAUACCUGGCAGCUGUCUUGGGGAAAAGCCCUGAAGAUAUUAAUAUUCUCCAAAUUUUCGACGACAUAUUCUUUGAUGCCCUGCUUAGGCUUCUUCAGUUGGUUUAUGAUAUUGAUUUGGGAGAAUUGCUGCAGCAGAUGUCCCUGUCGGUGAGUUCUAGCAUAGGCUGCUUACACACGAGACAAAUUAAAGGCCACUGGCCCCAAUACUAAAUAGCUUCUUAACAUUAUCUCAAUCGACUUCAAACUCACAUGUCGCCUUCAGUCACCAGACAAACCAAAAGCAGCACUUGUCAACAGUGAAACCUAGAAACAGAUGUUGUGGGAAAUACGGGACCUUUGCUGGUCACCUACCCAAAUAUGAUGCACGGCCCUGUUAAAACGUGGUUCCGUCGUUUGUUAAUCAUUACAGACAGACCAUACACAGAUGACACAGGAUCGAAAAGGUGCACGGGAAUACCAGGAUCACGUUUUAACAGUUGCAUCAUGUAAGGUGCUGCGGCCCAAAAUUAAACAAUGCGGGUAGAUUCGGCUGUUUUUAAAUCAAUAAACAUCAACACCACAGCUGAAUUUCCCACGAGACCCCUCCAAAGGAAGGGAGAGAGAUUAACUAUUGCAGAUAACCUCACACGAAGCUUUGGUAAAAUUUUAUUUUACAUAAUUAGGGAGUUCUCCUUCCGCAAAAACGUUAAAUCUCGACAAUCUCAUUAUAAUCGGAAAGGGGAGAGUAAUUUAAACGCUUUUCUGCAGGUGAAAGUGCAAAAGAGUAUUGGCUUUAUCUCAAAAUCGGCAACCUAAUAAAAAAAAGCUCCAACUAUCUAGUAAUCAUAUCCUGAAUGAUCAAUAUAAUUACACUUAAGAAAAUAGGUUUCACUUUCCCAAGGCGACUAAAACAGGCAUGUGAGUUUCAAAAGUUAAACGAGACCCUGGUUCAACGCGAAACGGAUUGGCCCGUGUAUCUAUGAACAGUGUUCAUGAUUAAAUUACAAGUAAUAUAAACAUUACAUUUCAGCGGAACCAUAAACGUGCUGGUCAUGUGUACAAGAUUGAUUGCUAAAGAAAGUCACCGUAGAAAAUGCAAACUUCGCGGUUUUAGUCUAUUUUAACAUUUAUUUUGCAGUAGAAAUAAGAACUAAACCAGUCCCAGGAAGGGCAGAAGUAUAAAAUAUCCCUUUAGGAUUAAAAAAAAAUAGCACAUAGGCAUUUGAAUCUACGCCUGCAUGAAACCUAUCUUAUUUUAAUUUUGCAUUCUCCUCCAGGCAAAUUGACCCAGGAUGCAGCUUGCGGCUUUGGUGCCUUGAUUCGUCAUUUAAAUCGAUAUGAAUUACAGAGGGUUUAUUAUUUGUUUCUUUUUUUCUUUUCUAAAAGCGGCCCUACAUUGCUGCAACACAUCAGCUUACACUUGAGGCUCUUGCCUUCUCGGAUCUCGUGGUGUUUUCGUUGCAAGUUGUAUUUGAGUCGGUGAUUUCUGUACUGCACUAAGUGUGGUGUUCAGCCUGUGAGAACUAUUAACUAUUCCAGACGUCUUAAUAAAAUGUUGUGCUUCGUUAAUGUUCGCGUGACCAAACGACCUUAUGUAUAAUCAUAGGGACACGAGAUGCCUUAGUAAACUUUACACAGACUACAGACAUUUGAUCGACCUUGAUUAAACAGUAAUAGAAACAG
Molecule: messenger RNA, 2564 nt
Organism: Amblyraja radiata (thorny skate)
Lineage: Eukaryota; Metazoa; Chordata; Chondrichthyes; Rajiformes; Rajidae
Product: glucagon family neuropeptides
Exons: 6
Coding region: 453-1112 (219 amino acids)
Biological process (GO): regulation of protein localization; neuropeptide signaling pathway; positive regulation of ERK1 and ERK2 cascade
Cellular component (GO): neuron projection; perikaryon; extracellular region
Molecular function (GO): neuropeptide hormone activity; peptide hormone receptor binding; pituitary adenylate cyclase activating polypeptide activity
Source: RefSeq, a predicted model, not a curated record